AUGCCCCAACAUGAUUCUGGAAGCCAAAAAUCGCCUACGGCGGAACUUUCUGGCUCUUUACAAGGCUCGUUACAAGGCUCAUUAUUAGACAAAUACGACCGUUUUAGCUCAUCGAACAUGCAUCUUGGCAAGAUGAGCUCAAAAAUGAACAUCGAAAACAACACACUAACGAUAGGAGGCUCCAGUGGAGCCAGACGGUUGGGGAAACCUCAACUAAAACUCAACUCGAAUUUGGGGCGGAAUACAAAAUCAGCAUUGAAGUCCGAAAAAGUUGAACCAACAACAAUUUUGAGCCCUGGCAACAUCGAUGCGAGAGAUCCCGGACUGGAUGAACUUUCCGGCUUGCAAUUUGCAGCCGCUCGCAAACAAAAGCGAAAUUUUCAAAUGGAAUUGGUGCUACAUGAGCCGAGAUUUUCUGAAGAACCGAUUAUGUUCGACCUUGCAAGUAUACCUGGGAUAAAGGAAGGAGAUUUGGCAGAAUUGAAGACAUAUAGAGGCAAAAACAGUUCCAAGGGUAAAAAAAUCUAUUUUGUAGUUAAGGGCUUUGAGAAAGACUUGCGGAAAAGGUACAAGGACACUCAAAUUUCUGUGCUGUCCGGACCUUUGCAGCAUUUACUAGGGUUACCCACGAGGUCCAAAGUUUGGAUAAAAGCGAAAAGUAGAGAAGAAUGCCAGGCGGAUCUGGUUGAACUUCAUGUCAGAGAUUGUUUGGUGCACCGUGGCGAUAUGUGGAUAUUUUCGUCGGAGCUCGUUGGAGGCUGUGUUUACGUAGAGCAGAAACUUACAUUUGUGGAUAGCGUCAGAGCAACCGUGAAACAGAUAUAUCGUGAUGGGAAAAAAGUCUUAUCCGGCUACGUUGGAGACGAAACGAAGAUCGUAUACCGAUCAGAAUCAGCGCGGCUGGUUUUCCUUAUUCAAAUUACAGACGAGAUGUGGCACUUUGAGGAAAACGGUGACAUCUUCUUUUACAAAGUUGUCAAUGCUCUAUUCCCAACUAUUUUCAAGGAGUGGAAAAAUAUAGGCACUCAUCACACGAUCACCAUUGUCUUCUCCGCUUCUUUGGAUUUAUCAGAUGUUCCAUUCAUUGACGUACCAGAUGGUGAGAGGCGACCUAAUGAUGUGAAAGACUAUUACCGAAUUGUCGUCGAUCAAGUAAAUAUCGUUCAUUGGACUGAGAUCAUGAAGACUUUGAGAAGGGAGUUUUUCAAAAUUGCCAGGGAUCUGAAAACAUUCAAACGAGCGGACGGAGUUUCGAUGCUGCGAGGACGAUUCGCUCCAGCACCAAAAUCUAACAUUUUGGAAACCAUCUGCAUGGCGACUACGUUUUUGACAAAUCCAUUUCGGCAACCGGAUCUCAGAAGAACAGGUGCUCACGUCAUCAUCAUAAGUCCGGGAUCUUGUAUUUAUGAUGUUGACUAUGAAUUGUUAAAGGCCACAAGCAAGAAAAUUCAGUCUAUCGAAUUAUCUCUUGAUGUCAUUUGCUUGGGAAGACCGCCUCUGCAUGUCGUGCCUCUUUUGAGAUACCGAGAUCAUGACAAUAACCUGCGAUGUUGUGCUCCAUCCUGGAUAAAUGUGUCAUUCUGGCGGCACUCAUCUCAUUCUAAUGACUCUUGGUAUCCAAGAUGUAAGAUGCACGAUCUUCAGAUGAUGGGACUAACAGAGACUGAGAUGAAUGAAGAGAUUGCCAUCGACUACAUGAAAUUAGGGGACGAUGUUGGCUCAAUCGCUGAAUUAAUGAAGCAUUACGACUAUCGAGCUUUCACGGCUCACAGGGAUAUUCAGGAAGAAUAUGAACCACCCAUGACUUCAGAACUAAUGAUGGAAAAACGUCGUUCGAAACCUCCAAGACUUUCAAAGAUGGCAUCGAGGGCUGAGCUUGCUUGGAAUCCUCCAAAGUCAGCUUCCCCGUUGGUUGAGCCCACUGCCCACCUGCAAGUGUUUGGUGACCUCGCACACACGCUUCAUGCAGCGCCUUCGGUGAGUAUUCAAAGUAACCAGUUAAACUACCAGGAUCUUGACAAGAAAAACGAGACAAGUUCACGAGCUGUCAAUCAGCUCAAAAGUGUUACAAAGAGCGGCACUAUUGCUCAACGCAUCGCUUCAAGGUUCCGUCCUGACUUAGAGAACAAGUCAAAAAAGGACCUUAAAGCCUCACCCUCACAGAUUGCAGUGCCAUCUCUCAGCAACGUAAACGGGAGGCACGAUGACAGCGAGGACGAUACCAGUCUUAGUGCUGCUAGUCAUGUACCCACACUCAAGAAGAAUUUUUCCUCGUUACAGAGACCCAUGAAUAGGAAGGGAACCUUUGAUCUCGGACCUUCACCAGCUCAUUCCCUUCCAGGUUCUCCUUCUCACCCACCAAAUUCAUUUUCGAACAGAGCUUUUCAGCGCGCGUAUGUUGAAAGCUCAUUAGCAACUCUUUAUAGCUGGGUGCAGAUCGAAAAUCCUUCGAGGCCUAUGAGCUCAGAGAGAGCAGGUGCCUUGAUUACACCACAGUAUCGAGACGUUUAUCCGAAGUAUGUUGCGAAAAGAUACACGAAGUGGAGAUCACUAACAACUCCGGCAGAACUCCCCGUCACCAUAUCAAGUUUUCCGAUCAAAAGCGACUUCGAGCAGAACUUCACUUUUACCAAUCAUUCAGUAAUUUUGAAUUCAGAUCAAACGGUGGAAAACCAGACAGCUUACGACCUACUUAGGGACAUGAUAUAUGUCAGGCUCAUUGCAGGUUUCCAGAUCUGUAUAGGAUCUAGUGUGGAGAAGAUUGAAACAUCAAAAGGCAACGGGAGCGAAAGUCGAAAAGUUGCAAAAUAUCUCACACGAGAGAAUUACAUGAAUGUCAAACUUUACAUGAUGUUCGCAGAAGAAAUUCACAAAUUAAGCUGUGAUUUUGAUGGUACUAUAGAUGUCCAGAGGCAUAUUCGCAAAGAUUUUAUUGAUCAAUCAAACCGAAUACCUACAUACAAUCCACAAAUCAAAACUCGAUACGAGAAUUCUUACCGAGAUACUAUGACCGAUCCCCUGAAGUUGGAGAGAGAGAGAUUCAAUUGGAAUCAGCUGGACCAAAUGCUCGCAGGAUAUGACGACGCGGUUAUGGAGAAAAAUAAAAAGCAGUUCAGGUCGAAAUUCGUUGUUCUUCCGUCCGAUAUUUCCCCGAACACCUUCUCCUCCACCAUCAAUGGUCGGGCGGAGGUAUUGACAGCUGAAGAAAUCAGGCUGGAGGGAUUAAGGCGUCUCAUUACCACAAUUUACCGAUCGCGGUACAAAGGUGCGGACGAAGGUUCAGGAAGUCGUUCACGAAAAGAGGAAAUAGCGCCUGAGAUCCUUUUUUACACCGGCUCACUGUUCAGUUUUAUUGACGAGCAGACUGAAAUCCUUAAAAUGGCAGCACCGGCUAAAGGGGACAACAUGUUUCUUAAAGACAGCGAUGCGCUGUCAAAAGCUAUUGAUAUCUCAGAGCUCGCAUAUAAGAUGCAAUAUGCUAAGAAUCAUUUAAAGUUGGUGAACCGGAAAUGGCACUGGAAAAAGCAUCACAAUUGUUUUCUAGGUCUUGAGUUGGUCAACUGGUUAAUUGAGAGCUUCGUUGACAUUGACACUAGAGAUGACGCUGUUGCUUAUGGGCAAGACUUAAUGAAUCAGGGGUUGUUUGCCCAUGUCGAGAAUAGACAUGGUUUUCUGGAUGGGCAUUAUUUCUACCAAAUAACUUCAAAGUACGUCAAAACUUCAGAACCUAAAACUGCAGACGUCGACGAGGAGACAUCAGAGCUGGUAAAUGCGUACAAGAAACGCACAAGCAAGGAGAAUAGUUUCGGUGAUAGGGAAUCUAAGAACACUGAGGCGGCAGGAAGCGUUGCUGGAGCAGAAAACGACACUGAAAGCGAAAAAUCUGUUGUACUUCUGAGUAAUGUCAUUACCGUGAAUGCUGAUAUUGGAAGGAGAUCUUACAAGCCAGAAAUUUGCAAAGUUCACUAUGACAGGGUUCAUAAUCCUGAUCAUUGCUUCCAUAUCAGAUUGGAAUGGCUGACUGCAACUCCUAAAUUUAUUGACGAUCUCAUCAAUUCUUGGGCAAGACUCUGUAAACGGUACGGCCUCAAAUUGGUAGAGGUUCCGUGGAAUGAGCUGUGUACUAUCCCUCUGUCCAAUCCUUUUCACACGUUCGUGGACAUAACCCUGGCUAUUAAUCCGUGGGAAGACCCAGAUUUCAAAGAUGAACGUUUGAUUGAACAACGUCCCUUCUAUUACCACACCUACCUACUAGAGAAAAACGGAUUUUUCAUUGAUAAUCGAGCAACUAAUCUACUGCAAAGAAGUAUUGCGGGCCAUGAAGUUGUUUACUCUUGGGGGUUGCCAAAGUUUAAAUAUGCCCAGUACAUCCACUUCACUGGAGCGUACAUUGCAGAAAUAAGAGAAAACGGAAAUCUUUUUUUGGCGCCUAACAACAGACAUCUAUCAAGAGUUAAUGUUGAUUCUGUGAUGCUAAAGGCUAAGCAAAUUCCCCGUUUUGUGCUUGACUCGCAGAAAAUCAUGUUGGCUUUCAAGAAAACAUGUUUAGACUACGAUAAGCUUCACAAGCUUUUCGCUGAAGCCAAACGGGCAUGGCAAGAGGAAAGCGAUUUCGUCUAA
Messenger RNA from Lachancea lanzarotensis, 4620 nucleotides. It is a transcript of the gene IML1, whose product is annotated as LALA0S18e00452g1_1. Gene Ontology annotation, molecular function: GTPase activator activity. Gene Ontology annotation, biological process: negative regulation of TORC1 signaling; intracellular signal transduction; positive regulation of autophagy. The coding region runs from base 1 to 4620 and encodes 1539 amino acids. The transcript has a single exon. The record is from RefSeq and is a predicted model, not a curated record. Gene Ontology annotation, cellular component: GATOR1 complex. NCBI's taxonomy places the organism in Eukaryota, Fungi, Ascomycota, Saccharomycetes, Saccharomycetales, Saccharomycetaceae.